Molecule: messenger RNA, 1037 nt
Organism: Bactrocera latifrons
Lineage: Eukaryota; Metazoa; Arthropoda; Insecta; Diptera; Tephritidae
Exons: 5
Coding region: 1-954 (317 amino acids)
Source: RefSeq, a predicted model, not a curated record
AUGGAAGAUAAAUCGCGUAAAAGUAUGCAAACUAAACUGCAAAUGAUGUCUCAAUACCGCAAGGAGGGAAAACGGGCAAGUGUACCYAAACUUGCACAGAAGCCGGAAGACCCCUUAUCGAAUGCUAAGCGUUAUGUCCGUGAAACAGCGAGUAUGUUGUUCCUCAAGAAUGAGUUGGAAGUCAUUGAGGACACCAUAAAACAAGUAAAAUUUGCAACGCUUUGUUCACAAGCCAAAGAGAUUUACCCAAGGAUAAAAUCACAAGUGGAGAAUAACUUCAAGUUGAAUAAAAUGAUCGAGAACGAUAUGCUUGGGCAUCAAACGCUGGAAACAAAGAUGAAGCGUGCUGAGGUGUUGGAGGGCAUUUUGGUCAAUAAUUUGUCGGAGCAGGAGAUUGAGCGACUCGAUCGCAUACAGGAACUUAAAGACGCCAUUAAAGAGGAGGAUAAAGAAGAAGAGAAAUUGAUUGCGUACAUCAAAAAUCGUGCCGAUGCAUAUGUGAUGCUGCGCUUCUCGUUGUGGAACUUGAGCGAGAUACUCCGCCAUGUCGAUCGCCCUGAUAAGCCUUCGCGUAUAAAAUAUCCCAAUUCGUAUUUACGCUUACCGCUGUUGAAGUUCGAGAUGUUAACCAUGCGCGCUUGUCCCCCCGAGCAUUAUGAGGAGAAUAUUGAUACAAUUAUGCAUUCGGUUAUUCGCAAGGUGUAUAAGUUAAUGCGCGCCUACAAAGAGGAGGUUCCAGCUGCCACAAUGGAGCGCUACGUUGAUAGCUACCAGAAUGAGUUCCUCGAUAGCAUGGAAAUCGAAGAUGCCGGUGAUAGCAACGAGGUGCAAGAGCAGGAAGAAGAGGAAGAUCUAUUGCAGGAAUCGAAACCUUUGCAAAAUGUGCCCAAUCGCAAGCAGAUCAAAGCACAGAGUGCAAAACUGGUCGAAGAGCUCUCUAAAAAGGAAGAUUAAAUUUGUGUUCUUUUAUGGAUUGUUGGUCUUUCCAAAUUGUGUGUACAAAAAUAUAUUUGGUAAAAUUUGUAGUAGAAUUUAUA